Protopolystoma xenopodis is the source of this 228-nucleotide messenger RNA. NCBI's taxonomy places the organism in Eukaryota, Metazoa, Platyhelminthes, Monogenea, Polystomatidea, Polystomatidae. The record is from the annotation of a GenBank genome assembly.
AUGACUUCUCAGCUAAAGCAAGCGAUGCAGCCCGCCUCAGCAAGUUUAAUCGCUCUUUCACGCAUGACUGCCAGCAUGAAAAAAUUGUCUGAGACGUCUUCUCUGUCCGCCAGGCCACCCGCGCCACAUCGCCAGCUUACAUCGUCGACAAAUUUAAGCUCCAAUGAAAUCGCUUUCUAUUUGGACAAUUUUUCUCCGGAUUCUGAUCGCAAAGGCGAAAUGGGUUAA